Sporisorium graminicola is the source of this 2016-nucleotide messenger RNA. RefSeq lists its product as uncharacterized. Gene Ontology annotation, molecular function: DNA binding; enzyme activator activity; ATP binding. Bases 1 to 2016 code for a protein of 671 amino acids. Gene Ontology annotation, cellular component: nucleus. Gene Ontology annotation, biological process: DNA repair; DNA-templated DNA replication; regulation of DNA repair. The transcript has a single exon. NCBI's taxonomy places the organism in Eukaryota, Fungi, Basidiomycota, Ustilaginomycetes, Ustilaginales, Ustilaginaceae. The record is from RefSeq and is a predicted model, not a curated record.
AUGAGCUCACCGUCUCAGCUCGUCGAAUGUCCCAGCUGCCAGCUCAAGCUGCCUCUCUCACAUCUCAAUCCGCAUCUCGACAAAUGUUUGUCGGGGGGAACGAGCUUGAAUGGCAGCAGCCAGCAACACGUCAAGGCGGAGCAAUGGGACGGCAUCUUUUCCAAUCGGCUCGACCCUUCACCCCGCGGCUUGAAGCGGCAUUCGGACGAUCUUUUGCAGCCAGCCAACGCAGCAACCUCUAACACCGAUAGCACGGAUAAGCGUCUCAAGCCGGAACCGACGGUCACCAUCAACAGCAACAGCGCUACUAACGACACACCUGCUAACAGCCACAAUUACCCGCACCAGCCGACUGUCCCUUCAACUUCGCGCAGUCGCAUCGAUGCAGCCAAACCGUUUGCUGAACGGAUGCGACCGCAAACGCUCGAUGACUACGUUGGCCAGAGCGACGUCGUCAACGGUCCACUAAAGAUGCUGCUUCGUCAGGGCAAGAUCCCCUCGAUGAUCCUCUGGGGACCACCAGGAACCGGCAAGACCACCUUGGCGCGUCUGUUGGCCAAGUCAGCCUCAUCUUCGAGGGGCCCUCCGCCGCAUCGCUUCGUCGAAAUCUCAGCGACCAACUCGGGCACAGCCGAUGUCAAAAAGAUCAUGGACGAAGCACUCCAUCGACUCCAACUCACGGGACAGAGGACGCUUCUCUUCAUUGACGAGAUUCAACGCUUCAGCCGUGCUCAGCAAGAUGUGUUUCUGCCCGCUGUCGAGAAGGGUCAGAUCGUGCUCGUCGCUGCUACCACUGAGAAUCCAUCGUUUCGUUUGCAGAGCGCUCUCAUCUCGAGGAUGCGUGUGUUUGUGCUCACCAAGCUCAGCGUCGACGAGUGCUGCCAGGUGCUUCGCAACGCUAUCAAAUGCGUAGAGCACGAGCAGCAGCAGCAGCAGCAGCAGCAGCAAGCAGCUCACGACGAUGGCGACAAUUCGAUUGCAUCCCACAUCGACCAAGACCUGAUCCGCUGGAUAGCCAACAUGGCCGACGGCGAUGCAAGGACGGCUCUGGGUGCACUUGAGCUUGCCCUCUCCACCACCGACCCGUCACUCACAUCAGCCGACAAUCUGGCACGACUCAAAACCGCGCUCAAACGCACCGCGCUCCAGUACGACCGCACGGGCGACAUGCACUACGACACGAUCAGCGCGCUGCACAAAUCGAUCCGUGGCUCGGAUCCGGAUGCGGCGCUCUACUGGCUUGCGCGGAUGGUGUGCUCGGGCGACGAUCCGCUAUUCAUCGCACGACGACUGAUCGUUGCAGCCUCUGAGGAUGUGGAUUCGCUGGCGGCGCUGCAGAUGGCAACGGCGACCUACCAGGCGUGUCAGGUGGUGGGGUUGCCUGAAUGCGGCGAGAAUCUGGCACAGUGUGUAGUGUUCCUGGCGGAAGCAAAGAAGAGCACGCGCUCGUAUCGUGCGUGGAAAAAGGCAAAAGCAUUGGUGGAAGGAGCGUACAAUCAUCCUGUGCCUCUGCACAUUCGAAACGCACCGACCAAGCUCAUGAAGGACAUUGGGUAUGGCAAAGAGUACCGCUACGAGCCGCGGUUUGCGCAUCCAGUGCAUCAAGAAUUUUUCCCGCCUCAAUUGAGGGGGACGCGCUUCCUCUCGCCGCCGCCGCCCGAGCAGGAAGACGCCAACGAGGAGGAACAGGAUGCAGACGGCGCACAAGCGGCGACAAUGAAAGUGCAGCAGCCAGUGGGCCAAGUUGGAGACAGAAACGACUAUCACCACACGAGCAUGCAGAGCGCCAUGACGAGCAAGGCGGGCGUCGGACCGGGCUCGUGCCAGCGCAUCUUUGAUCUGGGUGCGCGCUCGGUGGACUUGGAUCUGCUCGACGAGUGGGAGCAGGAGCGCAAUGGCGGCCACGAGUGGAGUGGGAGGUCCAAGCUGAUGCAACUGCUCGAGACGCUACCAGCGCAGCCAGUGCCGACCGCGUCUGACAGUUCUCGAGUUGUCGUCGAUGAAGGGAUAGAGUGA